UGGGUGUGUGUUGCACGGUGGCACCACAUGGUCAUCUGGCAGCCCACGUUGUGUCCCUGCCCUUGAGCCACAGCUAGUGACUGCUCUGCUCAGCCGCCGCAAACACUAAUGUAUUUUAUUGCCCUCCAUUGGGCCUUAUGACACCAAUGUUCUUCAGCAGCCCUGUGAUACUUCUGGCCACAAAGCCUCUGUAGCCUACCCCCACAGGCCACACCUUCACGUUCCAGGCAAGCCCCUCUGCUUCAGCCGGUUGACAUACCAUCUUCCUUUCAUACGCCUCCCCAAUCACAUCCUGCUUUCCUGUGUUUAUGCAUACUGUGUGUACAACAUUUAAUGAAAAACGGGUCUCAUAUUCGUGACAAUGUACAUGUCCAUACUGUAGUCACUAUGUAGUACUGCCUAUAUGUCUAAUGUCUACUGUUUGUGUUCAAUUAAGUGACUGCUCAUUUUCUUCUUCUGAAGUCAGAGGUCAUCCAAGGAACACCAGGAUGAAGUUCAGGAAGACAAAAGAUGAAGAGCCCACAGCCCCUGGGCAGGUAAGAAUCAAGAAGAGGUCCAGAGUCCCAGGGGUUAUGAUCACACAGUUUGUGGAGGAAAUUCCUGAAGGAAGCAGUCACCCAGACUUCACACGCAAACCAAUUGCUUUAACGUUACAAGAAGGGAAACUAGCUGUUUUCAAAGCUAUUGUGACAGGAAAUCCGGCCCCAACUGUAACUUGGAAAAGAAGUAACGGCGAGAUUGAUCCUGAACUAUGCCAAUCUGUUUAUGAUGAGCAUUCCCACGAGCAUCAGCUUCAGAUGCCGGCUGUAGGUGCCGAUCUAAGUGAUACAUACAAGUGCUUUGCAGUCAAUGAAUUUGGACAAGCCGUGGUCACUGCAGCACUCAAUGUCAUUGAAGUUGGAUUUAAGAAGAGCAAAGCAAUGAAAGAAGCCAGAGAAGAAAAACAGGAAUUGGCCUAUACUACUCUCCUGAAGACAAGGGCGGAGCGGCCCAAAGAAGAGAAAAAGGACGGUGAGCUAGAUGAAAACUUUUGGGAGCUUCUGCUCAGUGCGGACAAAAAAGACUAUGAGAGCAUCUGUGCACAGUAUGGAAUAACAGAUUUCCGUGGGAUGCUGACGAAACUUAAAGUGAAGAAACAAGAGAGAAUGGAAGAACAGGCACAGUUCAUUAGCCAUCUGAGUAACCUGAAGCCAAUUGAAGUCAAGUCAGAGGGAAAUGCUGAAUUUGAAUUUGAAAUGGACCUCAAGGACCCUAAUUCAAGGAUCUUCCUAUACAAAGAUGGCGUCAUGGUUCCUUUCACUUCAGAUCUUGAAGAAAAACAUUGCUUAAAACAGGUAGGAAAGAAAUUUGUGUUUUCAGUCAAGGACCUAAACCCGGAAGAUGCUGGAAUGUACCAAGUAGACGUUGAGGGUGUCAAUAUUUUCUCAACAGACUUCAAAGUUCCGGCGGUGGACUUUGUGGUGAAGAUCCAAGAGGUCAAAGCCAUGGAGAGAGAGGAUGCCGUUUUUGAGUGUGUCGUAUCUCAACCACUAGAAAAGAUGAGCUGGUUUGGGAAGAAUGUGCCCCUGGCACAAGGCGAGAAAUAUGACAUUGAAGUAUCCGAGGACAAGCUGAUUCACAGACUGGUGGUAAAGGAUUGCCUUCAGCUAGACAAGGGCAUCUACGCAGCUGUUGCUGGAAUCAAGUCCUGCAAUGCAUGGCUUGUCGUGGAAGCUGAUAAUGACCCAAGUGCGCACGGCAAGAAGAAGGCACGUAAAACAACUACUGCCGGUGGUAGUGGGGUUGACUUGGCAAAAAUCGCCGCAGAACAGAAUGAAAAGAUCCAGGCCGAGAGGGCAGAGAUGAUGGAGAAGGUGAAACAGGCCCAAGAGGAGGCAGCUAAGUUGAAGGCAGAACAAGAACCACUUCCGGAGCCAGCACCACAGAUACCUGCUUCAAAGGCUGAAGAGCCUGCAGCGGAGACAGCCGCACCAGAAAAGCCAACGGAACAGCCUGCAAAACCUACAAAGACAAUAGUGAAAACUACAAAAAAGGUUGUGAAAAAGACGGUGAAAAAAACAGUCCCUAAGCCAGCACCUGCACCUGCAGCAGAAGGAGUUGAAGCUGUGCCAGAGCCAGCAGAAAGUGAAACCAUAGAAGUUGAGGAAGAGGUUGAAGUUGAGGAGGUGGUUGAGGAAGUAGUGGAAGAGCAAGCAGUUGAGCAAGUAGAGGAAGAGGAAGAGGAAGAUGGUGAUGGUGAGAAGAAGAAACGAGUCAGGACUGGUCCGCUGGUUCCCGAAACAGUUAUUGAUCCUGGUGUCUACUUUACCUGUGGACUAUCAGAUGCCAGUGCUAUUAUGGGACAAUCAGCAGAACUAGUAUGUAAGCUGAGUAGUGAAGAUUGUGAAGGAGUUUGGUACAAAGAUGGAAUAGAGUUAACCUCCUCAGAGGAAGGGCCAACUGUCAUCAAGGAAGGCGCGUACCAUAAGCUUGUUAUCAGGGAGUGCACAGAGGAAGAUGCUGGAAAGUACCGUUUUGAGGCAGAUGGACGUAAAACAGAGGCUAUGCUGAUUGUUGAAGAUCCCCCAAGGAUCUCUCCUGAGGACCUUGCAGAAUUCUCAGAGCCAGUGAUUAUAAAAGCUGGAAAGAGUGCGACCUUCAAAAUUAACUUUGUGGGCAGAGAGCCUAUUAAGGUCCAGUGGUACAAUGAGGAUGAAGAAGUCUUGGACGAUACAAACAUAAAAAUUGAGAAAUCGUCUACUCACAGUCGCCUUCUUCUUAGCAAGUGUCCGCGGAAGCAAACCGGAGAGAUAAAAAUAAAGCUGAAAAAUGAGUUUGGGACAGCUGAAGCCAUAUCUAAGCUCAUCGUCAUUGAUAAGCCAACACCGCCUGCGGGCCCUGUUGAGAUAGUUGAAGCCUCAGCUAAUUGUGUAGAAAUAAAGUGGCGUGGACCAAAGGAUGACGGAGGUUGUACUGUGGACAACUAUAACCUGGAACGUCAGCAGCUUGGACGCAACACUUGGAAGAAAAUUGGUCUGAUUCCCGGUGUGCCUCACUACAAGGAUACUGAUGUGGAUCACGGGCGGAAGUACUGCUACCGCAUCAGAGCCAUCACUGCAGAGGGCGCAAGUGAAAUCAUGAUGACAGAUGAUAUCCAGGCUGGUACCAAAGCUUACCCUGGCCCUCCCUCUCAACCAAAGGUUGUUAGUGCAUUCAAGGACUGCAUUAAUUUGUCAUGGAGUCCACCAACCAAUACUGGAGGUACAAAUAUCUUGGGUUACAACUUGGAGAAGCGCAAGAGAGGCAGCAAUUUGUGGGGCCCUGUGAAUCCAGUAAAUGAGCCCAUCAAAGCAAAAGAUGCAAAAGAAUAUGGUGUUAAGGACGUUGUUGAGGGGAUUGAGUAUGAAUUCAGAGUGUCAGCAAUCAACGUCUCUGGUGCUGGAGAAGCAAGCACCCCUUCUGAGUUUGUGUUUGCAAGAGAUCCAAAGAAACCCCCUGGUAAAGUCAGCGAUCUCAAGGUGACAGAUUCAACCUACACUUCCUUGUCUCUGGGUUGGAGUAAGCCUAAAGAGGAGGAAGGGGUACAGGAUGAGGCAAAGGGUUAUUAUGUGGAGCUCCGACCUGCUGAGGAAACUGAGUGGACUCGCUGUAACUCAAAUGCCCUCAUCACAACAUCCUACACGAUCAUUGGUUUAAAGUCAAUGGCCAUGUACUGGGUAAGAGUCGUAGCCUCAAAUGAGGGAGGAGAUGGAGAGCCCAGAGAUUUAGACAACUACAUUAUUGCAAUGCCACCUCCAGUGAGGCCAACAUUUACAGACCGUAAAAUGAAGAGCUUCAUGGUCGUCAGAGCUGGAAAUUCAACCCGAGUCAACAUCAACUUCAUGGCAUCCCCCAUGCCAAAUAUAACGUGGUUGAAAGAUGGCAUGCCCAUACCGAAACGGAUUACCAUAAGCAAUGCUGAAGGCACAUCACAAAUCCUUAUUCCUUCAUCUGAACGCACAGAUACUGGGAUUUAUUCCAUCAUCCUCAAAAACAUUGUUGGCCAAGAAACAUUCAGUACUGAGAUCAGAGUAACAGAUGAGCCCAAGCCACCAGGCCCAAUUGAGCUGGAGCAGAAUGUCCCAGGCACUGUCACAGUGUCCUGGACCGCAUCACCUGAUGAGAAGCGCGACGACAGACUCUACUACAUAGUGAUGAAGCGAGAUUCCGUUAAACGCACCUGGCAAACUGUGGCUGAACGUGUCUUCAAUAACAACUACACUCUUAUCAACAUCAUGCCAGGACGAGAGUACUACUUCCGAGUGUAUGCUAAAAAUGACAUGGGACAGUCUGACCCUUCAGAGUCUCGCAAAUGGGAAGUGGUCAGGAAAAAAGAGAAGUUCACUCUGAAUAUGCCCGAAACCAAGAAUUGCACAUUUGAUGCAGCACCAUCCUUCACAGUGCCCCUCAGGACCCGCAGCAGCCCAGAGAGCUAUGAGUGUUACAUGAGCUGUGCAGUCAGUGGCAACCCUGCACCUUACAUCACGUGGUUUCGUAACAACGUCAGCAUCAACACAGACACCAACUACUUCAUCUCUAACACGUGCGGCGUCUGUUCGCUGCUCAUCUUGAAAGUGGGCCCAAAGGACAACGGAGAGUACAAAAUCAUGGCAGAAAACCAACAUGGCAGAGCAGAGUGCACUACCAAGCUCACAGUCCGAGAUUAAGUGUGCUAAGGAGACCGAGAAGAGGGAAAACUGAAGGUCAAAACAUUGAAAAUGUGGCCCUACCUUGGCUCCAACAGUAGGGCACUCAUCUGGUAUGCGGCUGACCCGGGUUUGAUUCCUGCCCGGGUCCUUUGCCAACCCUUCCCCAUCUCUCUCUCCCCACUCGCUUCCUGUUGUAGACUUCACAGUCAUGCCCUAUCUCGAAAUAAAGGCAAAACCACAAAAAUAUGAAAAAAGUUAAAAAUGAAAUUAAUAUGUUUUUAAAAAAUGUGUCUAUGAUGUCUAUGUAAUUGUCAAUGUGAUUUUUGUAAUAAAAGCACUAGGAACAAUGUCCCAUAUGCCUAUACAGUACACUUAACUUAAGUGAUCCACUGCGACAGGAAUGGAAAUAAAAUGUGUCUAUACCGCAAAAUUAUAUAUGUUUUAAAUAAACUUUUGUUGUCUGCAGAAACUGUGUUGGUGUUCUAAGGAUAGAUCUCUAAGUAAAAAAAUCCAAAAUGAGAAUGGUCACUUUAUUUAGAAAUUUAGAUUGAAAUUCAUACAAACAAAUGUGUCUAUGUUUGGGAUAUACAGUGAGGAGAAUAAGUAUUUGAUCCCUUGCUAAUUUUGUUGGUUUGCCCACUAAUAAA
Engraulis encrasicolus (European anchovy) is the source of this 5314-nucleotide messenger RNA. RefSeq names its product immunoglobulin like and fibronectin type III domain containing 1, tandem duplicate 3 (gene igfn1.3). Gene Ontology annotation, molecular function: protein binding. Bases 411 to 4685 code for a protein of 1424 amino acids. The record is from RefSeq and is a predicted model, not a curated record. Lineage: Eukaryota; Metazoa; Chordata; Actinopteri; Clupeiformes; Engraulidae. The transcript has 23 exons.